GGGGGUGCACCCAGCUCUAAAAAUUGGUCAUUUCGGAACGAACAUAUAGUUAACAUUAAAUUUACGGAAUAAACAGAAAGCCCGAAUUCCACGAUGCGCACAGUGCUGUUGAGCAAACACGAUGAGCUGUACCUGGAGAAAUGCGCACAGGAGAACCAGUUCUCGUACGGGAUAAUCGUGGGCCAUCAAGCGGACCUCACCAAGAGCGUGGUGGUCCACCUGGCCAGGAACAACGAGGAGGAUGCGGAUCUGGAGGACCUGGCGGACGUCCGGCUCACGAUCUCGGACAUCAACUCACAGGCGUUGGCCUCCCAGUGGCUCAGCGCUAGCAAAAUGUGUCCCGGGUCCUUUGACGUCAUCGGAAUCUUUGUGUCUUCAGUAAGAUCCGAUGUAGUUAAUGAACAGAGCGCCGAAUUUAAGAAUGCCAAAAAGCUGUUUUCAGAUAUCUACGACUUGCUUUUGAAAAGCAACAGCGCGUUUGGCGUCUACACCACCGACAUUGCACAGACUGAUUUCGUAUUCCUCUCGUAUUCGCUGGCCGACAAGAAGGUGCUCUGCAAGAACUACAGCUAUGGAAACGGCGGCACUUUCUCUAACAUGGAGUUCAGGUUUGUGGACAAGCCCUUCGAGUGGAUUCAGCUGGACUGCAAUUACGAUUUCGAUGAUGUGCUGCCCAUACUGGAUUCAUCGCGUCGCGUCAACAUCGAAGACCAGUUCCAGAGCAUGAUUGUGUCGAUUCGCAAGAACCUGCUGGCCAGUGAGGUGUUCCUGCAGAACGAAGUCGUCGAGGAUACCAUCGAUCUGCAGGCCUAUAUCAAAAAGAAAAAGGCAAAAGUGGACAAGCUGAAACCGACAUCAGCAACAGGUGGCACGGCCAGUGCCGCGAGCAACACAACUGACUCCCUGCCCCAGCUUGCGUCGGAAGGACUCAUCGGAGGCGCUGAACCCAUCCGAGCGAGCAUCGUGCUGCCAAUGAAAUGCCAGCUAAGCAAACCGACGGACAUCAAGGUGCGCGAGUUUAGUGGAACGCUGCACAUGAGCGGCAUUAUUGCCACAAAAGUUUUCUGCAGUCCACGCAACAGUAUAGCAGAUGUUAAGCGUUUCGUACGCGACGAUGUGCUGCGCUCGCUGAUAACUCGUAUUCAAGUGUACUGCGAUGGACUCACCGAUCCCUAUGUGACCAAUGAAGCUCUAUACAUUAGUGAGCCGCCCAGACGAGUGUUCUUCAGCCUGCCUUCAGAGGGCCCUAGUACGUCAGUUGGCGCAGUGGUUCAGUUUUCCGAGUACUUAUUCCGUGGCGAGGCACCCACUGUUGUGGUGGCCCAGGCCAAACAGAUCCUGGACGUAGAGCUGGACCCAGAGACCAUUUCCGUGGAAGCCGAGGGACUCCCGGAUGAUGCGAACUUCAACCAUGGCAAGGCAGACGCUGAUUGCACAGACGAUUCUAGGAUUAUGCCCAGCUCGAUGCCAAAGCCAGAACUUUCGCGCAGCCUUUACAUGGUGGGAAUCGCUGUGGCUCUGCUGGUCCUCCUGGCGUCCGUGGCACUUCACUAUGUCCUUGCCGAGCAGUAGGCAGCUGCGAUGCUGUGAUGCCGGGAUACCCGAACCAAUAAACCAAUUUAUACGAAAUGUUUUUUAUACAGAUACAUUAUUUGCAUGUGUGCCCACGCACUCACCUCUCUAUUGUGAUCGUUUGUUUUUAUAAUUCAUUGUGUACUCGUAGUAGUAAAAAAAGAAUGUGUAUAGGGAUCACGUUAAAUAGUUUUAUUGUGGAAGCAAAACUGUGCAGCAUUUAACACCAAUAUAAUAAACUAAUAAGUAAUAUACAU
This is a messenger RNA of Drosophila teissieri, 1829 nucleotides long. RefSeq names its product protein odr-4 homolog. NCBI's taxonomy places the organism in Eukaryota, Metazoa, Arthropoda, Insecta, Diptera, Drosophilidae. The transcript has 5 exons. Gene Ontology annotation, cellular component: endomembrane system. Gene Ontology annotation, biological process: intracellular protein localization. Bases 94 to 1572 code for a protein of 492 amino acids. The record is from RefSeq and is a predicted model, not a curated record.